ACUGCAUCAUCGAGUCGGACGGCCCCGAGCUUCCGUACCGUUCGCACAUUAGCGGAAACAAAACACGGUUAAAACUCCCAACCGAAGCGGGGCAAAUCUGCCGAAACCCUCCCCGACGUUCCACGGAACAUCGGCGGCGAGCUCUGCUCGUGACGUUGUCAAGGCGACCCGUCUGUCCGCGUGCACACGUUUGGAUGAGGACACCAUGACGUCCCUCAGCUGGGCCGGGCUCCGUGUCCCCUCCGUCCUGGUCCUGGUGCUGAUACAGACCGCAUCGGUGUCGGCGGCUCGCUCGGACCGAAGCAUGGCAUCGGAGGAAUACGUCAGCGCCACGGUCAACGCCACAGUGCAGGACGCCAGAGGACACACCAUCCACAUGAUGAGCAGCGAAGACGUCACGUACGGACAGAACUCUCCCAAAGUGGACGCCAGGGGCGUGGUCGUGGGACCGGCGCCGCAUCACGGAGUGGUGGACAGGCAGGGCUGCGACCCCCACACCCGCUUCCUGGCCCCUCCCCGCGGUGUCCAGUGGGUGGCGCUGCUGCAGAGAGGAAACUGCACCUUCAAGGAGAAGAUCCUGAAGGCCGCCGCGUUCAAUGCCACCGCCGUGCUCAUCUACAACAACUCCACCGACAAGACGGUCAAGAUGGGUCACGAAGGAACGGGCGACACUGUGGCCGUGAUGAUAACAGAAGGCUACGGUAAGGAGAUCCUGGCCAACCUGGAGCGGAACCUGACGGUGGUGGUCACCGUUCUUGUGGGUCAGCGCAGUCCCACCAAGAACAUCAACAGAGGCUCGCUGGUCUUCGUCUCCAUCUCCUUCAUCGUCCUCAUGAUCAUCUCCUCCGCCUGGCUCAUCUUCUACUUCAUCCAGAAGAUCCGCUACAGUAGCGCACGCGACCGCAGCCAGCGUCGUCUCGGUGACGCGGCCAAGAAAGCCAUGGGGAAAUUGAGCACAAGGACGGUGAAGAAAGGAGAUAAGGAAACGGACCCGGACUUCAACCACUGCGCCGUGUGCAUCGAAGCGUACCAGCUGAACGACGUGGUGCGCAUCCUCCCCUGCAAGCACGUCUUCCACAAGGUGUGCGUGGACCCGUGGCUCAACGAGCACUGCACGUGUCCCAUGUGUAAGUUGAACAUCCUGAAAGCGCUCGGCAUUACGACCAGUGUGGCCUGCGUGGACAGCGUAGUGUUGGACGUGGACCGGCUGGGUGUCGCGCAGGACUCCGACAGCCAGAGGGUGCCGUUGAACGACAGGCGCCAGCCCGCCAUCAGCGUGGAGCCACUGAGCCCGCCCCACCCUGAGGCCCCGCCCAGGACCCCCGCUGACAUCGCCAUCGCCGUGACGAGCGGUCACUUUUUCAACUCGACGUCUCCUCGCAGCGUCAUCUGUGACGUGGAACUUGCGGACCUCCAAGCCUCGCUCGACCUCUAUGAUGACAAGUCGUGAAGGUUGUCGCCAUAGCAACACCUCCAACACCACGUCUCUCUCUCUUGCUCACUCGCACACACACACACACAUACACACACACGCACAUCAUGUGACUGGUGGAAAAGCCAAUAUUCCAGAAGGGAGCGAGUGUUUAUAAACUCUGGAUCUGGUCUCACUGGACCUUUUACGUUCCUUCCCAGAAGAGGCAAAGACUCUCCAGGAGUUCCUUGCGAGGUUCUCAGCUCCUGGUGGUGGUCCUGAAGGUCAGAGAGAGGUUUCUCACCUUUUAAGAAAACCAAAUUCCAAAAUGGGCUCUUGCAAUGGUUCCCUGGACUUUUUUAGUGGGUACUAAAAGGGCUCUUGAGAAGACUUCAUGGAUCCAUAAAUGGUUCUUCUAAUGCUUCCUGGAAAAAAAAAAAAGAUAUAUUCCCAAAAAACAAACUCCAGAGUGCCUAAACGUUCUUGGAAGAGCUCCUGGUGGACCUGAAGCGGAACUAAUGUGAUUGCAGCUGGAUGCAGAACCAAAGAACCAGAAUCUGUGUGUGCUUGUGGUUCCUUCAAAUCUUGAGACCAGAACCAGAGGGAGACCGGGACCCUGACCCUUCCUUAAGAGACUUUGGAGAAAAGAUUUAAAGGAACAGUCCCCCACCCGCCGCUGCUGGCUUGUGGUUUGUUGCUAUGGUAACACCUGCAGUUGUCUUUUUGACCAGAACGUGGCAUCCAAACUUGUGAUGAAAGUCUGACAUCAGGCUGACUCACCUUUUGCUCACAGCUUAGCACAAUACCUGCGAGCACAUCUUACGUGUUAGCUUAUCCUAGCGUAGCACAGCGACAGGAAACCACAAUAACAAAGUAGCUUGGCUUUGCUGUCAAUAACGGAAACACUAAUUCACGUUAAAGAGGCCAAGAAUUGUGCUUAUUAGUAAACACGCUAACGAGCUAAGUGCAUUUGGGAACGAAAUCCUUGCAAAGUUUGCACAUUGAGUGUUUAUUUCAUCUACAUUGGCAUAGAUAACCGUAAGAAACCCUUUAAAGUGGAACUAAACAAUCCAAAUUUCUUUCAGUUUCCAUUAGAGACAUUUUGUUUAAUGCCAUGUGGCGGACUGCUCCUUUAAUGUGUCAAUUAGCUCAUCUAAAGGACAUUAUACAAUCUAUAUGACCAAUAUAAUCUCUAUUAUGUGUG
Messenger RNA from Doryrhamphus excisus (bluestripe pipefish), 2615 nucleotides. RefSeq names its product ring finger protein 130 (gene rnf130). The record is from RefSeq and is a predicted model, not a curated record. NCBI's taxonomy places the organism in Eukaryota, Metazoa, Chordata, Actinopteri, Syngnathiformes, Syngnathidae.